Molecule: messenger RNA, 1185 nt
Organism: Pyricularia oryzae 70-15
Lineage: Eukaryota; Fungi; Ascomycota; Sordariomycetes; Magnaporthales; Pyriculariaceae
Exons: 6
Coding region: 1-1185 (394 amino acids)
Source: RefSeq, a predicted model, not a curated record
AUGCCGAAGGAAGACACAACCAUCGCGGCGGCGUUUCCACCCCCGGGAGUUUCGCCAGAUUUUGCCCAUCCGCGAGAUGUGCUCCACACGGUCAACAUCGUGACGCAGGUCGUAUCCAUGGUUCUCAUUACGCCCCUUGUCGCCCUGCGCAUGUUUGUCAGGGUCUAUGCAUCGCCUCCGUUCCUUAAUGAGGAUUAUGUUUGCAUGGUGGCCUGGGUCCUUUCGAUGGCAUACAACAUCACAUCGCUACUAAGUAGGUUCACCCUUCCGGCCGUUGCUCAACCUGGAACCAAGCUCACAUUUCAUAAUUCGUUCAAAGUGUAUAAAUUUGGGGGUGGCUACCACCUUUGGGAAAUCGGUGACCAGGACUAUAGGGGCUUCCUCAAGGCAAGACCCCCCUCCUCACCCCUCGCCGCCUUCGUGGCCCUAUACGCCGACACGAUCAUCUACAGCCUCGCGACCUAUUUCACAAAGGUCGCGCUGCUCCUCGUCAUUGCCCGCGUCUUUAACGACUUUCGCAAAACCCAUUUUAUAACCAUUUUUUUCGUGGUCGCCAUGGUCUUUUACUACGUCCCGAUGCUGUUUCUCAAGAUCCACGUCUGCAGCCCCAUCAGCGACUUUUGGACGACCAACGUGCAGGACAGCAUCCCCAACUGCCUCGACCGAUUUUCCAUCUUUGUCGCCGACACCAUAAUCAGCAUCAUCACCGAUACCGCCGUGCUGGUCAUCCCCAUCCCCGCCGUUUUGCACCUGCGCAUCCCGAUGCGCGCCCGCUUUAAAGUGUGGAGCAUGCUGGGCCUCGGUGGCGUCGCCACGGGCGCGAGCAUUACCAGACUGGUCAUCUUGUUCAGGACGAUCCGACACUCGACUGACCAGACGGUGGACUUUGUGAGCUUUAAUCUGCUUGGUACCGCGGAAAUCAACAUUGGGCUCAUCUGCGCGUGUCUUCCUGCCGUCAACAUCCUUUUCAGCAGGGCCAGGCAGCACAGGCAGCUUCCAUUGGACUCCAACGGUCGGAAUACUUCCAUCAAGAGGCUCAGGUUCCUCCGAGGAAGCCGCCUGCAGACCGCGACAGAUAUGUCAGUAGGAAGGGACGAGGAAGCCAGGGCGGGCCAGGAACUCCAGGGCGACUGCUACGGUGGGACGGGGUCCUGCUUGGCUGCCGUGUCCAACACAUAUACCUAA